Astyanax mexicanus (Mexican tetra) is the source of this 2413-nucleotide messenger RNA. It is a transcript of the gene plcd4b, whose product is annotated as phospholipase C, delta 4b. NCBI's taxonomy places the organism in Eukaryota, Metazoa, Chordata, Actinopteri, Characiformes, Acestrorhamphidae. The record is from RefSeq and is a predicted model, not a curated record. The transcript is spliced from 16 exons. The coding region runs from base 164 to 2413 and encodes 749 amino acids. Gene Ontology annotation, biological process: lipid metabolic process; intracellular signal transduction. Gene Ontology annotation, molecular function: calcium ion binding; phosphatidylinositol-4,5-bisphosphate phospholipase C activity.
AGCCUGUCUCUCCCUGUAGUUCAGUGUGCUCAGUCACAGCAGAGGACAUAGCCUCCCUAAAGACACUCCCUGUCUCACAGGCCCUGUGCAACUGCUGCCUCUUCUACAUCACAAAGUCCGGAUUGAGGGGACACUUUACUGUCCGAUAAGCCGUACGUGGGAAAUGGAAUCUCCCCAGAACGUUUGUGUCCAACCUGAUUCUAGUCUUGAGAUCAUGAAAGCUGGAAGUGUUCUGAGAAAAGCCAAGUCUCGUAUCUGGAGAGGACACCGUCACUACAGGCUGAUGGAAGACUGCAAGACCAUCGCUUACAAGUCCACCUGGGCUAUGAAUUCAUACUCAACAUUCUCUGUAGCUGACGUGGAGGCGGUGCGCGAGGGCCAUGAAUCUGAGGUGUUCCUCAGUGUUGCAGACGAGUUCCCUCCAGAACGCUGCUUUACGCUUGUUUUCCGUGGCCGCCGUGGGAACCUGGACCUUGUGGCUGAUACUGCUGAGGAGGCUCAGGCUUGGAUUCAAGGCAUGCAGACCCUCAUAGAGAACCUGGAAAACAUGGGCGAGAGUCAGAAACUGGACCAAUGGGUGUCUGAUUUGUUCCUGAAAGCAGACAUAAACAAAGAUGGCAGGAUAAGUUUUAAGGAGGUUCGCAGGCUGCUGAAACUCUUAAACAUGGACAUGAAUGAAGACCAUGCAAGCUCUCUUUUUAAGAUGGCUGAUAAGACUCAGACAGGUCUUCUUGAGAGUGAAGAAUUUGUCCAGUUCUACAAGAUGCUUACCCAGAGGAUGGAUGUUUUGGAGCUGUUCCAGGACUACUCCAGUGAUGGACAAACUCUUUCACACUGUGAUCUGGAGGAGUUCCUGCGGGAGGAGCAACUGGAAGGAGAUAGAAGUCAUGACUAUGCCCUGGAGUUGAUCAAAAGAUAUGAGCCUUCAGAUACAGCCAAAGCCAACACCACCAUGUCAAUAGAUGGCUUCCUGAUGUAUCUGACCUCAGCUGAUGGUGCGAUCUUCAACCCUGAAGACCUGCGUCUUUUUCAGGAUAUGACCCAGCCUUUCAGCCAUUACUUUAUCUCCUCUUCGCACAACACUUACCUUCUUGAGGACCAGCUCAAAGGAAGAAGCAGCAUAGAGGCCUACAUAAAGGCUCUGAGGCGGGGUUGUCGCUGUUUGGAGAUCGACUGCUGGGAUGGUUCUAAUGGAGAGCCUGUUGUUUAUCAUGGUCACACUUUUACAUCCAAAAUACUGUUUAAAGAUGUAAUUGCCACUGUGGCAAAAUAUGCCUUUAAGACCUCAGAGUAUCCAGUAAUUCUGUCUAUUGAGAACCGAUGCAAUGCCGAGCAACAGAAAAUCAUGGCUCAACUCCUAAAGGAUAUCCUUGGUGACAUGCUCCUGAAAACUACAGUCGAUGGCAAAGUCAAUGUGCUGCCAUCUCCAGAGGAUUUGAAAGGAAAGGUCCUAGUGAAAGGGAAGAAGAUUGGAGGACUGGAGGAUGCUGACAAUCCUGGAGGUGGUGAGGUGAGCGAUGAAGAUGAUUCUGCAGAGCAGCGCAGGGACAGCCUGACCAAUGAGAGCUUACCAUCAGAUAGCAAGAAAUCAAAGCGAAAUCUUACCAAGGAGCUUUCAGACCUCGUCAUAUACUGUAAGAACGAGAACUUCACCAACUUUGAAGACUCACGUAUCAACGGCAAGCCUUAUGACAUAUCCUCCUUCUCCGAGUCUAAGGCCCGCAAAAUUAUCAAGGAAUCAGCUGCUGACUUUAUUCAGCACAACACAAGGCAGAUAACCAGAGUGUAUCCCAGCGGACUAAGGACAGACUCUUCAAACUUCUGCCCACAAGACAUGUGGAAUGUGGGAUGCCAAAUGGUGGCUUUAAACUUCCAGACAGCAGGACUGGAGAUGGAUCUUAAUGAUGGGCUCUUCAGUCAGAAUAACCACUGCGGAUAUGUUCUGAAACCUGAGAUCCUGCGACACAGUGAGCAGCAUUUCAAUCCAGACAGGCCCCAGGACCGCAAGGAUUACUGUCCCCUCAUCCUCACUAUUCAGGUAAUUAGUGGCCAACAGCUUCCUAAAGUCAACAACAAAGAAGGCUCCAUUGUAGAUCCCUUCGUAAGGGUGGAGAUAUAUGGGGUACCUUCUGAUCAAGCCAAACAGGAGACCAGCUACAUUGAGAACAAUGGACUAAACCCGUGCUGGAAUGAAACAUUAGAGUUUGUUGUCCACACUCCUGAGGUGGCACUGGUACGCUUUGUUGUGGAGGACUACGAUAUGGCAACCAAGAAUGAUUUUAUAGGGCAGUUCACACUACCCUUCUCCUGCAUUCAGUCGGGGUACCGCCACAUCCAUCUUUUAUCGAAAGAUGGCACAAGCAUUUGCCCCUCUUCUCUGUUUGUGCACAUUAACAUUACAGAGGCGUCUUAG